AUGGCCCUGACCGAAGCAGAUAAGGGGAUGCUUGAACUCCAACAACGGCACAAGGUCAGUUUUCACUCCUUUGCUGCUAACCGCCUAUUUUAAAGUACGUGUUGCCAUCUUAAGUUCUUAUGUUCGUUGAACUUGCACUCUUCUUUUUGAUAGAUAAUUAAUCAUAGUGCCUUAUAAAUUGACGUUGUGAUCUGAAAUUUUCCUACCGAGGAGAUAGAGUUUCCGAAGUAUUGGUUUCUGGUUGUGAUGAUAACCGAGAUGUUAUGCAUAUCAAGGUUAAAGUGACGCACCUCAAAGCCAAGCACGACCUGACAAGUAGUCAACUGGACGAGGCUAAAUUGGAACUUUCAGCUCUGGACGGAGAACUGUGUGACGCCAAUGAUGUUAUUGAGAGUUAUAAAGAGGAAAUCCUGAAGUUGGAAUCGGAAAACGAAAGACUGCUCGAGGUCUCACAGGAAGUCCAAACUGCCUGCGAAGCAUUUCAGUCUGAACGCAAGACUCUAGAAGGACGUAUACCACACUUUGAGGAAAGAUGCCCAAGGAUAGAAGAAGAGGUGCGUUUCUGGUCUCUCACUGUAGUCUCUCUUUCCUAA
This is a messenger RNA of Spirometra erinaceieuropaei, 593 nucleotides long. The record is from the annotation of a GenBank genome assembly. Lineage: Eukaryota; Metazoa; Platyhelminthes; Cestoda; Diphyllobothriidea; Diphyllobothriidae.